Molecule: messenger RNA, 2275 nt
Organism: Pocillopora meandrina
Lineage: Eukaryota; Metazoa; Cnidaria; Anthozoa; Scleractinia; Pocilloporidae
Source: the annotation of a GenBank genome assembly
CAAAAAAUUAAAGAUGGCGGCCACUAGGGUACCGAGAGUGUUCUGUGGAUCUCCACUGAUUUCGCUAGCACUGAAAAACACAAAUAACUUUUUAACCCCUCUGCGUUCGUUUACAGCCGUCUUAAGCCACAGUUUCCACGUAAGCACGUCAGGUAAACGUGAUGAAUGCGUUCUUAUUUUCAUUUUCAAGUGAUGCAUUGUAGCUAACCCUUAACUCUUAAAUAUAAGGCCACUUAGUUAUGUCUCUUUGAUUCAUCGAAUCAUAUUAGCUGAAAAUGGUUUUUCAUUGCAGAUAGCAAACAGUAUCACAACACCCGGAGAAAAAGGAUGCUUCGCCGGUUUAAAUUGAACCAGUUACAGGCGAAACUAGAGGUAUGUGUAUGACAGGACAAGCAUGGAAUUUUUUCAGUUGCACUUCUGUUGAUAGUAUACCGCAUUAUUCCUUAGUUUCGUUACAUCUCGCCUGGUUUAUUUUCGUUUCGUUUCGCAAAAUAGAAUAAGCCACUUCUGUUCUUAGUAGAUAGUUUGAGGAAACCUUUAAUUAUAUGUCUGGCUCACAAGGAAACCAGUCCACUGACAACUGUUUCACCUGGAAUGAUUGUUUUAAAACUUACAAAUUACGACCAGUGUGAAGUAGUUGAUGACUUGCUUACAAAUUGGUGGUUGUCAACUAUAAGAUAAGUUAAGAAGUUGGGUAAACCACAGUACAAGUUUGAUACAGCUGAUCUCACAUGCAUCAGUCGUUUGUUGGCACCAAUUGCUAUUUGCUUCAAGAAGGGGAUGACACUAAAAACAGCAGAUUUUGAGAAUGAAACAGCAGAUUUGACAAGCUGAGAACGGUGAUAAAAUAUUUUAAUGUGAUCUUGAACAUGAGUGAUAAAAUGAAUUAUCUUUUAUAACAAAAUACAAAUGAAAACAAGAAGGAAAAAAAGUAAAAUUAAUUUAAAUAUUGGAAAUAUAGAUUGUCAAUUGCCCUCUUACUGUGCUAUAAGAUAUUAAAUAUAAUUAAUUGAGUACUUAGGUAGUAAUAUUGAAUCAGAACAGUUAAAUAGAUUUAAGUGUGAUAUGAUAGCAAUCCCACAGAUGUAAACUCCAUUUUUUUUAAUUGUUCCUCUUUAUUUUGAUCAGAGGUUAGAUGAAGAAGACAGGCCAACUGGCUGUUUACUUUGUCCAAUGAGGGGAGAUGUGGAAAUUGACUACAAAGUAAGUUAUUAAAUAACCAUUACAUGGUCUGUAAGAGGCUAAAGUUUAAAAUAUAAAUUGUCAUUUUGGUCACAAAUUGCAGUCAAGCUUGUGAAGUGUAUGUGUGAAUAGUAAGGUAUUUGUUAUAUUCUUGUAUUUAUAAUUUAUCCUUGUGUACCUACAGAAUGUCCGUUUACUGUCCCAGUUUGUUUCACCUCAUACUGGUAGAAUUUAUGGACGCACUCUUACAGGUUAGUUUGUGUAUCACCUACAAAAUUAACUAUUUUUGUAGCUCUAGACAGAGCUAUUUUUCUAAUCAUAGUUUGCUUAAUAGUGUUGUAUACCAUUUUAGUAACUGCAAAAUUCUUGUCUUGGAAGGUUUGUGUAAUAAAAAACAAAAGGAAAUUGGAAAAAACAUCAGAAGAGCUAGAGCCAUGGGUAAGGAGUGAGUCCCUUAUUUUAGCAGUUAAUGCACUAACAUCAGUUUGCAAAUACUCCAUACUGUUCUCUCUAUGUUUCUUAUGGUACUUUCAAGGAUAAUUAAGGUAAUAAUCAAUAGCAUGUUGACCUCAUGAUCAUUUCUUUUAAUCUCAUGACCUUAAUGUUUUAUUCAGGAGUGAUACUGGUGGGAGAAAUUAGAUGCUCAUCACUCUUAGGUGUUAAAGGGUUACCUGUGACUGCUUGUUGAGAACUUUUUUCUCCGCUUUGAGCAAUUCCUUAUUUCUCUGUUUGAUUGUUUUCAGGUUUCAUGCCUGUUACCAUGAAGUACCUUGACUUCCAUGAGGACCCAAAGUUAUUCUAGCAGCAAUUUAGAAAUAGUUUUGGCCCAGGUUACACCUACAUUACUAUUUUGUAAAUAAAAUCAAAAUUAAUAGUGACCUUGGUAUCUUUUUGUUGAACUUGACUCUUUUGACAAAGUAUUGAGGGUAUGUGGGAAACAUAUUGCUACAUAAUUAUGUUUCACUAGCAUCUGCUAAACCAGGUUUGACCACUCUAAAAAAUAAUUUUUGGGGGGUGAUGAAAUAAUGAGGAUUAGAAUGCACCACUAGCAACAGCUCUAUGUGGUAGAUACAAAAUAUUAUUCAUGAUGUAA